Molecule: messenger RNA, 3006 nt
Organism: Clarias gariepinus (North African catfish)
Lineage: Eukaryota; Metazoa; Chordata; Actinopteri; Siluriformes; Clariidae
Product: cytoplasmic phosphatidylinositol transfer protein 1-like
Exons: 9
Coding region: 559-1551 (330 amino acids)
Biological process (GO): phospholipid transport
Cellular component (GO): cytoplasm
Molecular function (GO): phosphatidylinositol transfer activity; phosphatidylinositol binding
Source: RefSeq, a predicted model, not a curated record
UCGCGUCGUCGCUGAGAAACAAGCGCGCGCGCGCAGCUCUUCCUGCUCCACAACCAGAACUUCUUCUCCCGCAUCCUGCACGAGGAGCGACCCGAGGAGCUCGCGCACCGACCGCUAUGUGCUCAAAACUCGAACGUUAAACGCACGCGACAAAUCUAAGCGUUUCUACUUCUUCUUCUUCUUCUUCUGUUGUUUCUUUAGAAAGAUGUGAGUGAGCGCGCGCACGAAACGGAAAAGCUAUAUAUAUUUAUGUUUUUUUUUCUUUAGCAUUGUGACAGAUUGAGUGAAGAAGCUAAGCGACCGCCUCCGUGUACUUCACGCACAUCUUGCUAGUGCCACGAAUACCGUACAUACCGCGCUAACAGUUGUUUCGAGAACGACAACAUUCUGUUGGGUUGUUUUGUUUUGUUUUUGCGAUAUAAGUUGUUUGUAUUUACGAACAGAAGAGAACCGUCUCCACUUCAAGACGCGAGAGAAAUCCCCUCAGCUCCCGGUGAUAUUUUCUUUUUUUUUACAUCUUCAGCUCUCCACACAAGUUCAGGCUCUAAGACUGGGAAGAUGUUGAUGAAGGAGUACCGGAUAUGUAUGCCUCUGACUGUGGAAGAGUACAGGAUUGGGCAGUUGUAUAUGAUCAGUAAGCACAGCAAUGAGCAGAGCGAACGAGGAGAAGGAGUGGAGGUGGUGCAGAACGAGCCCUUCGACGACCCCACACAUGGCCACGGCCAGUUCACAGAGAAACGUGUCUACCUCAACAGCAAACUGCCCAGCUGGGCGAGAGCAGUGGUGCCCAGAAUCUUCUAUGUGACAGAGAAGGCUUGGAACUAUUAUCCUUACACCAUCACAGAAUACACAUGUUCGUUUUUACCGAAGUUCUCCAUCCACAUAGAAACCAAGUAUGAGGACAACAAAGGAAGCAAUGACAACAUAUUCGAAAAUGAGCUGAAGGACCAGGAGCGAGAAGUGUGUUUCAUAGAUAUCGCUUAUGAUGAGAUUCCAGAGCGCUACUACAAGGAGACAGAGGAUCUGCGCUACUUCAAAUCAGAGAAGACAUCUCGCGGCAUGCUGCAGGAAGGCUGGCGGGACACACAGACUCCCGUCAUGUGCUCCUACAAACUCGUCACCGUAAAGUUUGAGGUGUGGGGCCUCCAGACACGCGUCGAGCAGUUUGUACACAAGGUGGUGCGGGACGUGCUGUUGUUGGGUCAUAGACAGGCCUUUGCCUGGGUGGAUGAGUGGAUCGACAUGACAAUGGAUGAGGUGAGAGAGUUUGAGCGCAGGAUCCAGGAGGCCACCAACCAGAAAAUCGGCAUGUUCCCUCCGUCCAUUUCCAUUGGCGAGAUGCCGCUCUCAUCUCUGGCUCUCAGCGGCCCGGCUAGUGCUCCGUCCACCCCGCUCUACACUGACGCCCCCGAGUUCCUCUCCGUUCCCAAGGAGCGACCUCGCAAGAAAUCCGCCCCCGAGACGCUCACUCUGCCCGAACCCGGCCAGUCUGUGCCCGUCCCAGCCCCUAACCACGCCUCUCUCAGCCCUGCAACCAGCCAGACAGAGUAAUUGGGUCUGUGCCACGCCUCCUUGUGACUUCUUCCUUCAGUCAGGAUUUUGUAAACACGAUUCACUCACUUGGCUCCUUCCACGUGCAAAUUUUUAAAAGACUCCAGUUUCUGACCAUGUAAAUGGGCUUCCUCGCUUCAAGGUAGCCUCUGACUUAACUGUUUAUAUUUUCUCAUAUUUGGAUACAGAAAUAUUCAAUAUCUACAUUCAGUUAUUGUGAUGUUUUGCUUUUUUUUUGGUCAUAAGUUUAAAAAAAAAAUAUAUAUAUAUAUACAGUAUAUAUAAAACAGACCAUAAAGUCUACAUAUGAAGGCUUGUGGUAAAGUACUUAUUAUUUUUUUAUUUUACCCAUCAUUUUCUCAUAAAAUUAUUGAAUAUGAUUAGGUGAUUAUUGCCUUAGCAACGACAAGCAGUUAUCCCUGAUCAGGAUCAUGAAUUAACACGAGGUGUCAUUUCAGAGUAAAAGUUAUGUAGUAGUUAUGUAGUAAAACAGUAAUGUAAAGAUUGACACACCCCUUCCUUUUCUAUCUAUAAAUACAUUCUAAGUUAAAGGAAUGAAGAAAGGAGCUAUGAAAAAAAUAAUUAAACAAUGAACUUUAAAAAAAAAAAUGUCAAUACUCUACAUUAUACUGUAUUUAAAUUAGUUUUUCAGGAAUACAGUUAUUAGAUUGGAUUGGAAUAAUUUUUUAAAUUAUGAGCUGCAUCUUUGAACAAAAGGCACCUCAGAACAUCGACAGGAAAUAAAUAACUCUCAGUGAUCCAAAAGUCUGAGACCGCUAAUUAUAAUUCUGGUACAGUAUUUUGCAUUAGUUUAAAAUUUUAUGGCAAUUUUAUUGCAUUAAAAAGUUGAAUGAUCUGCAACAACUUGAGUAAAAAAGUAAAGUAGAAAAGUUAGAAGUUCAGAAUUUCUCGUUAUUUGAUAUGUUGCUUUAAUGGCAGUGUGUGUUCCUAAUAUGGACUUAACUUAGCGUGAUUUCAGACUUCUGGACUCUUGUUUUUAUUUUGUCUCUUUUUUUUUUUUUUUUAUUUGAGAGGAGCCCCCCUCCCUCAUUUCCAUUUAGCUAUAUUCACACGCAUGCAUAUCCACCUAAUCAGAACGCCUCUCAGGUCUUCAUUGGUGCCAGCCUUUCCAAAGCCACGGCAGGAAAAAAUACAACGUCCUCUCUCAGAUAAUUCAAUAACAGCCAUCCAGGAUUCCAGGGUUUUGUCCUUACAUGCCAGAUUUGUCUUAAUAGAUGUGUUACAUCUACUUUACACAAGUUUUCUGCAUAUAAUAAAAUGGGGCGCAAAAAGAAAAAAAGUGUGGAAGCAGCUUAUGACAAUCUGACCAUCAACCACAGCAAGAGGGUAAGGGAUGCUCAUAGAGUGUGGGGUAGAAAAAUCUAGCAGUGAAAAUGUUAGAAUUAAUACAUGAAUGCCGCACAUAAUUUAUUUUAUUUUUUUUUUGGGGGGGGG